AUGGCACCAAAGACUAAGAAGAAUUCCGACUUAAUGAACGCUAAGUUAGCUUUAGCUAUCAAGUCUGGUAAGUAUACACUAGGUUACAAGUCCACCAUCAAGUCCAUCAGACAAGGUAAGGCUAAGAUGAUCAUCAUUGCAGCUAACACCCCAGUCUUGAGAAAGUCUGAAUUGGAAUACUAUGCUAUGUUAUCCAAGACUGCUGUCUACUACUUCCAAGGUGGUAACAACGAAUUAGGUACUGCUUGUGGUAAGUUGUUCAGAGUUGGUGUCUUAUCCAUCUUAGACGCUGGUGACUCUGAUAUCUUAUCUAUUGGACAAAACUAA
Messenger RNA from Pichia kudriavzevii, 327 nucleotides. RefSeq lists its product as uncharacterized. Gene Ontology annotation, cellular component: cytosolic large ribosomal subunit. The record is from RefSeq and is a predicted model, not a curated record. The transcript is spliced from 2 exons. Gene Ontology annotation, molecular function: structural constituent of ribosome; RNA binding. Lineage: Eukaryota; Fungi; Ascomycota; Pichiomycetes; Pichiales; Pichiaceae. Bases 1 to 327 code for a protein of 108 amino acids.